Messenger RNA from Hansenula anomala, 417 nucleotides. It is a transcript of the gene SDC1, whose product is annotated as Sdc1p. The transcript is spliced from 2 exons. Lineage: Eukaryota; Fungi; Ascomycota; Saccharomycetes; Phaffomycetales; Wickerhamomycetaceae. Bases 1 to 417 code for a protein of 138 amino acids. The record is from RefSeq and is a predicted model, not a curated record.
AUGAGUAAUACAGAUGGAGAUAUAGAGGUGAAGGAUGCACCAGCAGACCAAAGAGAAAGCAGAGAGUCUACAAUCUCAGCUUCUAAUCAACCCACACCAAAUCCAAUCACACUCGAAAAGCCCCAGUUUCAACAGCCAAACUCAACAACACAAUCACCACAGAUCAAACAUGAAGAAUUAUCAUCAAGAAAUACCCCUGUCCCCCAAGUAUUGCAGUUUCAAGUGCCUAAUGAUGCAAAAGUUUCAGAUAUAGUUGGUGGCGCACCAGUAAGACAAUGGUUAAAUGAAAAUGUUACACCAACAUUACUUCAAGGUGUACGCAAGAUUUCAACAGAAAGACCUCAAGAUCCACUUCGUGUGCUUGGUGAAUUUCUCAUAAAACAGAGUAAAGUGAAAUCAGAUCAAUCAACAGACUAG